AUGAAGGCAAGGGUGAUGGACGCGUAUGGAGAGAGGGAGGUGCAUGGGGUGGAGGAGCGGGUGGAGGAGAUUGUGGAGGAGUCCGUGAGGUCUGUGAAGGAGCGGUAUGUUAAGGUAUGGACGCAAUUAUCGACCAAGCUGGGGUUUGGCGAGAAGAAGAAGAAAGAGAAGGGCGUGUUUGGCUUCUUGCAGGGUUUGGAGAUGCGAAUUGGUAUUAAUGGGGUUUUCGAUCGAUAUGACGGUCCUAUUUCGUGA
Neurospora tetrasperma FGSC 2508 is the source of this 255-nucleotide messenger RNA. RefSeq lists its product as uncharacterized. The record is from RefSeq and is a predicted model, not a curated record. The transcript has 2 exons. Lineage: Eukaryota; Fungi; Ascomycota; Sordariomycetes; Sordariales; Sordariaceae. Bases 1 to 255 code for a protein of 84 amino acids.